AUGCCGCGAACGAAAUUGAGUCCAACAAGACUAGAAGAGGACGAAUCAAACAAUCAAAGGACACAGCAGCAAAUGGCAUCGACCAAUAUUUUGGACAAGUGCUAUGGAGACAUGGAGAAGUUUUUGAUCAAUUACAAGAAGAGGGAUGAAGAAAAGAAGAAAUUGAAUGCCUUCAAGACUGAAUCGCGUCACGAAUCAAAUCAUUCGCUUCAAAUGCAAAACCCGAAGCCUGCGCCCGGUCGCCAGCUGUCCAAGGCCGAGCGUUACCGAUGGAUCAUCCAAGAACCCUCAUCAACCAAUCAGCAAAACUCGUCAAUCCGCGGAGGUUCCCCUAAGAACCAGCGAUCUCCAAGCUCUCCGAACGGAACUUCCAGAGGACUUGUUCAGAACACCGCUGGGGUCGGGCCAGCUGGCGAUGUCUCGUACAACUCGCGGCUGAUCAAGAGCAUCAUGAAAGGAGCCAGUGACUUCAAAUGCAAACAUUGUGGAGAGAGCUUCGACAAACUCGACAGUCUUACCAAGCAUAUGAUGAUCCAGGGCCAUUUUACAGAAACUGAUGAUGAUGCACAAGCUGCUGACAGUCUGAACUUGUCGAGGAAAUCAAGCGCUUCAAUGGAUCUCCGCGCCAAUUUCAAUGGCGAAGCAAAAAAUCCAGCAAAAAAGGAUGAAGAAAGUUCUGCAGCAAAAGUUCUUAGUUGCUUGAGAUGUGGGGCGAGUUUUGAUAGCCUCCCGGAUCUUUCCUGCCAUAUGGCAAGGACUAAUCAUCAUGAAAGUAUACCAAGCCUGAAAACCUUCAACUCUUCAACAUCAUCCCCUUUCUCCCAACUCCCGAAACCCGGCCAAAAAGGCUUCGGCUUCCCCACUCAGAAUUCCCUCCAAACCGCUUCACUUCCAUCCGUCCCACUUUUUCCUCCCUCCUCUCUUGGAGCCUCAUUUCUUCAACCCUCCGCCCUGGCCGGACGAAUUCCGAUGCUGCCCGGCUCCCUUCCGCUCUACAACGCCUUUUUCCCGCUCAUGAGACCUCAGGUGUCGCAUACGGCGCUGCAGAGUUUGCUUCAGCAGCAGACAUUGGCGCUGCUUCAAACUCAGUUGCAUCAAAAUCUGGCGGCUCAGACGGCGCAGAAAUCGGAUAAUGAAGAAAUUGAUGAUUCAAGAUCACAUGCUUCAAGCUCUAGAAGUCCUAGCAGAACAAAUAAAAUGCCAGCGGCAAGUUGUUCGCGGCUGAGCAGUAGCAGUGGGAGACAAGGAGGAGGAAACGGUGAAGAGCCACUAGAUUUGUCGAAGAAACGACCCCUUAGGCAUCGGAUAAUCCCUCUUGAUCGAGAAGAGCCAGUGAUCACGGAAAGUGUCAAGAACCGCUCAUCACUCUCUAGAUCGUCUUCUUUUCGCACAUUUCUUGAUCGAUACGGCCAAAUCCACUGUAUCGCAAAUCUAGCGCCAAAUUAUCCGAUCGGAAGUUGUAGCAGGUCGAAUUCGCCGAUUUUGGAGAAAGAAUCUGCGAUGUCACAUGACAGCGACAUUGACAUCGUAGCUCCGACAUCGCCUGGAAAUGAAAAUAUUCAUGAGGAUCACGAGCUGGAACCACCUUCAAAAAUGCCCCAUCUGGACAAUCCCACCUCACCUGACAACUCUUCUUCAAGAAAAUCAUCAGCCUCUCCUCCGCGAGGAAACCCAAUCAUGGCCAUUGAAAACCUCAUAAACUCCCAAAAUCUCGAAAAGAAAAAACAAAGUGGAAUGGCUAAAAAGUGA
This is a messenger RNA of Oikopleura dioica, 1749 nucleotides long. Lineage: Eukaryota; Metazoa; Chordata; Appendicularia; Copelata; Oikopleuridae. The record is from the annotation of a GenBank genome assembly.